AUGGAAAACAUAGAAGUUGCUCGCUUCAUGCUGCAAGAAAGAGGUUUAAAUAGAGGCAGCCACAUCACUGGAAAAUCUGUUCAUAACCAAAGAAUAGAGCGACUCUGGUGUGAUGUCAACCGGGUUAUUGUGAGCCGCUUUUUGAACAUUUUCCUCUUCCUUGAGCAGAGUGGAAUUUUAGAUCCAACAGACGAGGUGCAUCUGUUUUGUCUUCAUCUUGUCUACAUUCCACUGAUUAAUAAUGCAAUCAACCAAUUUAUCGGUCAGUGGAAUAAUCAUCCUGUAAGCACACAAUGCAAUUUCUCUCCCAAUCAGCUCUGGAUACAAGGAAUGUUAAAUUCCAGAAAUUCUGGAUAUCAGGUUGUGACAGAUGUGACUGCCAGAGAGGCUGUUAAUUUUGACCAUUAA
Porites lobata is the source of this 408-nucleotide messenger RNA. The record is from the annotation of a GenBank genome assembly. NCBI's taxonomy places the organism in Eukaryota, Metazoa, Cnidaria, Anthozoa, Scleractinia, Poritidae.